Molecule: messenger RNA, 2515 nt
Organism: Colias croceus (clouded yellow)
Lineage: Eukaryota; Metazoa; Arthropoda; Insecta; Lepidoptera; Pieridae
Gene: Tert
Product: telomerase reverse transcriptase-like
Exons: 3
Coding region: 307-2442 (711 amino acids)
Biological process (GO): telomere maintenance via telomerase
Cellular component (GO): telomerase catalytic core complex
Molecular function (GO): telomeric repeat DNA binding; telomerase RNA binding
Source: RefSeq, a predicted model, not a curated record
AGUUUAUGUGAAUGAAUAUUGAGAUGGUGUUAAAACGUUGUUAAAAGCAUGUUAAAAGUAUAGAUUAAGUAUCAAUACCGAACAAUGGGUAUAUUAAGUUAAUAUAUUUAUUUUAUUUAUUCCAUCCAUGAUGACAAUAUUCCUUAAAAUGGAACGUCUACUUACUACCCCAUCCCGUAGAGCGAGAAUCCCCAUCCGCAACACAUACAUGUUUGAACAAGUCGCCGCAAAAUUUGAAUUAAAGCAUAGUGGUCGCUACGAAAGUGAGAUCUAUAAUAUUGUAGUCAAUAUCAAGAUAUUAUUAAAAUGAUUGGUUCAGUUUGUUUUUCUUACAAUUUUCUAAACAAACAAAAUGCUAGAUCAUUCAAUAAUGUUUUCUGUUUAAAAAUAUUAAAAACAGAAAAUCAUGAGAAGUUUCUUUAUAACAUUUUUCAAGAAGACUAUUCGGUAAGUAAAUUACCGCAGAUUAUUCAAGAGAUAUUGUCAUGUUUGAGGAUUAAUAUUAAAAAUAAUUGUGGUGACGACUUUAAAAACUUUUUAAAUAAUAAAACAAGCGGCAAGUCUUUGGAAGUUGUUGAUAAGAAACUAAUAUUAAAUGGAUCUAUACUGUUUAUGUUAAAAAUUAUGCCGAAAUUGUUUUUUGGAAACAAUCACAACAUCAAAAUAUUUAAAUCGUGCAUUAGAAGAAUAAUUUAUAGCAUGAGAAAGGAACAUAUAUUUUUUGGAAAACUCCUUGAAACCUGGGAUUUCACGGCUGAUAUGUGGAAAAAUUUAGGAGUUGCUGAAUCUGAAUCUCAAUAUAUUUUAGAAACUAUAUUGAUGUGGGUAUUUCGAAAUAUUUUAUCUGCAUUUAUAUGUCUAAAUUUCUAUGUUACAACUUGUAAAGUAGACUCGGACGAAAACAAGCUCCAUUAUUUCUGGAUCAGUGAAUGGCAACGAUUUUAUGAUAAAGAAAUUUCAACUAUGAGGAUAAAUAAUAUAAUAACCAAGUAUGAACCGUAUUGUUUAGGAAAAAAGGUGAAAAUUAAAUAUAUUUUGCAAGAGCGAGUUGAUAUAAAACACAUCAGUAAAGAAAUACCUAAACUUCAUCUCGUACUAAAAUCCAACAAUGAUUUUAGGCCAAUUGUGAGAUAUAAAAACGGAGCUAUAAAUAACACGGAAAAAUAUAAAAUAAAAGAACGACUUGCUUUUCUGAGAAUAUUGCACGGAAAGCAAAAUGAAAAGCUGGAAACGCAAUUUGCCGCGCUUCAUUCAUGCUGGGUGAAAAAUAAUAAACCUAAAUUGUAUUUUGUGAAAACCGAUUUAAGUAAUGCUUUCGGAUCGAUAAACAAAGCAUUGCUCCAAAAGAUUGUCUCCGAAAAAUUUAGUCUGAUACAAAAAUCGGAUUUAUACCCUUUACAUGUAAAAAAUAAGUUUGCUCUACAAUAUAAGGAAAUGAUGGAAGAGCUUAAGAAACCAUUGCUCAUUCGUGCUGGAUCCACAGUAUAUGAGUGGAAAGCUGGACUAGUUCAAGGAUACAAAUAUUCGCCAGCGUUAUCCGAGCUAUAUUACUCGUACAUGGAUAAAUUAAUUUUUUCCGAACAUAUGAAUAUAUCAAAUAAUCAACUAAAACUGUUUGUCAGAGUCGUUGACGAUUAUCUUUAUAUUACCGACAACAUUGAUGAUGCACAUAGUUUUCUGAAGUCGUUAUCCAAAUAUAAAAAUGUUAAUUACAGUAAAACUGCCGUAAAUUUCGAAUAUCCAGACAUAAAAAUGUGCGAGGAAAUAAGUUUUCUGGGAUAUACAUAUAACACGAAUAGUUUAAAUGUAAACAGAUCUAGUAAUAUUUAUACUGGACAGAUGUGCUAUAAAAUAACUUUUUCAUCUGCAAUAGAAGAUACGGAAAAUUUUAUAGAGAACAGAAUCGGUCAAUCUGGAAUUCCGUUAAACGAUCACAUCUUUAAUUUAAAAUACAACGAUGAAGAAACAAUUUGGCGUAUAAUUUUUACAUCAUUUUGCGUAUCAGCAAAUAAAUUUUGUACUAUCUUGUCCAUACUAUGUAACGAGAGAGACAUGUUAAUAUAUUUGACACUGUACAAGAAGAAAAUCACUGUAAAAUUAUGUAAUACGAUGAUUGAAGUGUUAUUGAGAAAUAAACCGAACGACUAUCUCUUUGUGUAUUGUAUAAAUCAUUUUCGGUAUUUAUCAUUUAAAGCCUUGUUGUUAUGUGCAAAAAAGACUGCAAAAUGUAGUCCGCUGAUACCUUAUAUAGAUGUUGAAUUAUCGAAAUCAAAUUGUAUUUUUGGAAAAUGGCGGGAACAUGCGUGUCGGAUCAAAAGUUCUGGUGAAAUCGGACGUUCUGCUGUCAAAAUAGUUUGUAGACGACCAGACCUUAGAAAAAUUAUGAAAACCUUUGACGAUUUACCUGCUGGCUUUCAGUGUUAUAAAAAUAUAUUUGUAUAGCGUAUUAUUUUUUAAUUAUUUGUGUCAAGGAUAUUAAGAAUGUUUUUUUUAGAAAUAAAACUGGCAACUUUGU